AUGUCGCACGCCUUAAUGAGCGCCCGCGCGCACGUUACGAACGUCAUCCAAACCUCUUCGCGCAUUCGUAAGCGCUCGUGCACUUCAAAGCACUUUCCGAGUUUCAGGGCGGCGGCGGCGGCGUCGACAUCUUCCGCCGUGUGCGCGUCGUUCACCCCUCCGGGCGCUCGCGAGCACGACCGGGACUUGCUCAUCGUCGGUCCAGGGGUUCUAGGUUCGCGAAUCGCGAGGGUAUGGUUGGAGAAGUACCCAGGGGCGGUCGUUGUCGGGCAGACGAACACGACGAACGCGCACGCCGGGUUGACGUCCAUCGGGGUGUCGCCUCGGACGAAGGAUUUCGACGACGACGAGCCGAGUGCGAACAGGAUGUUCCCGUACGUUAUUUUCAGCGCACCGCCGAGCGGGAGCGACGAUUACGCGGGUGAGGUAGAGGCGGCGCUGAGGUAUUGGAACGGCGGAGGGGCGUUUGCGUUUACGAGCUCGAGCGCGGUGUACAAAAACGAGAGCGGCGACGCGUGCGAUGAGGAUAGCGAAACGUACGAUUUAGGAACGAACCCGCGAGUCGAUCGCUUGCUCAAGGCAGAGCGCAUCGUUCUCGACGCGGGCGGGGUUGUUUGCCGAUUGGCCGGUCUGUACCACUCGGACCGCGGGGCGCACAAGUACUUCAUCAAGACGCCUUCGAUCGACUCUCGCGCCGACGCGUUGGUGAACUUGAUCCACUACGAGGACGCCGCCGAUCUGUGCGUCGCCGCGAUGAACAACGGGUCGAAGUCUGCGGUGUACCUCGGUACGGAUGGGGUUCCGAUCACGCGAGGCGAUAUCGCUCGCGUCGCCGUCGAGAGCGGCGCGUACGGCGCCGACGCGCGCGCGCCGUCGUUCACCAAAACCGAGGGCCCGAUCGGUCGCGUCAUGUCCAACGACCGAACGCGAACGGCGCUCGGUUGGGCACCUAAAUACGUCUCUUUCGAGACCUUUAUGACGCGCGUCAACGCUCGCGACGCGUACUCGGCGUCGGAGAAGCGACCCGUCGGGUGGGCGCCAAAGGGCAGCGCCCACAUCGCGACGUGA
Messenger RNA from Ostreococcus tauri, 1068 nucleotides. RefSeq names its product NAD(P)-binding domain. The record is from RefSeq and is a predicted model, not a curated record. NCBI's taxonomy places the organism in Eukaryota, Viridiplantae, Chlorophyta, Mamiellophyceae, Mamiellales, Bathycoccaceae. The coding region runs from base 1 to 1068 and encodes 355 amino acids. The transcript has a single exon.